Messenger RNA from Lutra lutra (Eurasian river otter), 1589 nucleotides. RefSeq names its product serine dehydratase like (gene SDSL). Gene Ontology annotation, biological process: L-threonine catabolic process; L-serine catabolic process. The coding region runs from base 428 to 1417 and encodes 329 amino acids. Gene Ontology annotation, molecular function: threonine deaminase activity; L-serine ammonia-lyase activity; pyridoxal phosphate binding. The record is from RefSeq and is a predicted model, not a curated record. The transcript has 8 exons. NCBI's taxonomy places the organism in Eukaryota, Metazoa, Chordata, Mammalia, Carnivora, Mustelidae.
AAAAGGUUUAAGCCAGGAGGGAGGAUUCUCGAUCAUGUCCUGCCAGACCAGGAUAUAAGGUACUUGGUCAGGGUGGCCGUGUGGUUUUUCUCUGAAGAUGAUGGCCUUAACCUCUAAGAUAAUGGGCAGUUGAAAAGUUCCCUCCCGGGGCCAUCCAACAUUAAAAGCUGGCCACUCAGACAUGCAGAAAGUCUGAAACUUUCCCUUUCGUACGUCUGUGCUCGGGUUAUGAGCUCUCUCCCUGCCGUCUGAGAAGUGGUCAAUCAUCAGAGACAGAGUGGUCUUCUGUGUCUGUCCCAUCACGCCCUCAGUCCACAGCCAGACAAAUACACUUAUGACAGUUAACAAGAACACACUCAUACAGACAAACCAUCCGGCGUGGCCGCGAAGACAAAACUGAAAGUAAGGCAUCCCAGUGGUUGCUGGAAUGGAGAGCUCUCUGACAGGCUGCACUAAGCCUGAGCACUUCCACACAGUCACUCCUCUGCUGGAGAGCUGGGCGCUUUCCCAGGUGGCAGGCACGACUGUCUUCCUCAAGUGUGAGAAUGUGCAGCCGUCUGGCUCCUUCAAGAUCCGGGGCAUUGGGCAUUUCUGCCAGGAGGUGGCCAAGAAGGGAUGCAGAUACCUGGUGUGUUCCUCAGGGGGCAACGCAGGCAUUGCGGCUGCUUAUGCUGCUCGGAAGCUGGGCAUCCCUGCCACCAUUGUGCUCCCUGAGGGCACCUCCCUGCAGGUGGUGAAGAGGCUGCAGGGGGAGGGGGCUAAGGUGCAGCUGACUGGAAAGGUCUGGGACGAGGCCAGUCUGAAGGCGCAAGAGCUGGCCAAGAGGGAUGGUUGGGUGAACGUCCCUCCGUUUGACCACCCCCUGAUCUGGGAAGGCCACGCCAGCCUGGUGCGAGAGCUAAAGGCAGCACUGGGAACCCCACCGGGGGCCCUGGUGCUGGCAGUAGGGGGUGGAGGGCUCCUGGCUGGGGUGUCAGCUGGCCUGAUAGAAGUGGGCUGGCAGCAUGUGCCCAUCAUCGCUGUGGAGACCCAAGGGGCCCACUGUUUCAAUGCAGCCAUCAAGGCAGGCAGGCUAGUCACACUGCCAGAGAUCACCAGCGUGGCCAAGAGCCUGGGUGCCAAGACCGUGGCCGCGAGGGCCCUGGCAUGCACACAGGAACUAGACAUCAUCUCCGAGGUGGUGGAGGACGGCCAGGCUGUGAGUGCUGUGCAGCAGUUCCUAGAUGACGAGCGCAUGUUGGUGGAGCCCGCCUGUGGGGCCCCUCUGGCUGUCAUCUACUCAGGCCUCCUGGGGAGGCUCCAGGCUGAGGGCCACCUGAGCCCAUCCCUGGCCUCGGUCGUGGUCAUUGUGUGUGGAGGCAACAACAUUGAUAGUGGAGCGUUGCAGGCUCUGAAAGCCCAGCUGGGUCAGAGCUGAUGGCUCCUCAUCCGGAAUGGACACCCCAUAGCUGGCUGAGGGUCCUCUGUGCUCAUGGACGGCCAUGGAAGCUGCUCCAUGCUUCUGUGCCAGCUGCCUCCUGCAGGAAGCCCUCCUGAAAUGCUUCCCUUGGCUCCCCCGCAGACCUAGUCAAUAAACACUCCUACAUGAA